AUGGAGAAGAACGCCAAUACCAAUGUCCCACCGGAGACCUCUUCCGACCAACGCCACGGCGGAGAAAGGUCUCCGACGGGGCCGACUUCUCCUCAACCAACUCACAACCGCGACAAUAACCCUAACCCCACAACGGAACACUCAUCCUACUCCGACAGGCUACCAGUACCUCCCGCCGCCGAGACUAGUCGGCGGGAUGGCCUGUUCGAUGUCGGAACGUCGUACGAGAACAUCGUAGGAAGUUCCGAGGGCGAGCCAGGGAAAAAGAGAGGACGAGGUGGGGGAGAAGAGGAGGAGGAGCAGCAGCCGCCGCCGCAGCAGGUGAAAGCUGCAAAGAAGAAAGGGGAGCUGACGGAGGUUCCAAAAGGGGAGCCUAGAUGUGCGACUUGCAACAAAGUGUUCAAAUCGUGGAAAGCACUUUUUGGGCACUUGAGGUCUCACCCGGAACGGACCUACCGUGGGGCUCUUCCGCCACCAACCGCCGCAGAGCUCGACAUUCGCCGCUGUCAGCAACAGCUCGCUUCCACUUUGCUGACUGUGGCUCAGGAAGUGGCGGCGUCGCGAAGAGGGCUGGAUAUUGAUCUCAACCAACCCUCCACUGCUGACGACGGUGACUCGCCGGAGAAGACCGGCGGCGUGGGGUUCGAUCUGAACGCCGAUCCGCCGCCGGGAAGUGAUGACGAGGACUGA
Messenger RNA from Cucurbita pepo subsp. pepo (vegetable marrow), 690 nucleotides. Lineage: Eukaryota; Viridiplantae; Streptophyta; Magnoliopsida; Cucurbitales; Cucurbitaceae. The record is from RefSeq and is a predicted model, not a curated record.